Molecule: messenger RNA, 1749 nt
Organism: Manis javanica (Malayan pangolin)
Lineage: Eukaryota; Metazoa; Chordata; Mammalia; Pholidota; Manidae
Gene: ADORA2B
Product: adenosine A2b receptor
Biological process (GO): G protein-coupled adenosine receptor signaling pathway; adenylate cyclase-activating G protein-coupled receptor signaling pathway; vasodilation
Cellular component (GO): plasma membrane
Molecular function (GO): G protein-coupled adenosine receptor activity
Source: RefSeq, a predicted model, not a curated record
CCGGGCCCGGGGCGCGCGAGCGCGGCAGAUCAGACGCCUCGGGCUGACGCGCGGUGCGGGCGCUCUAGACGUGCCCUGCGGGGCCCACGCGGCCGCCCCGCGCCCAGGGCGCCCCGGGUCGGCAGCGCCCAGGAUCGACCCGGUUCGGCCAUGCCGCUGGGGGCGCAGGACGCGCUGUACGUGGCGCUGGAGCUGGCCCUCGCCGCGCUGUCGGUGGCGGGCAACGUGCUGGUGUGCGCCGCGGUGGGCAUGUCGAGCGCGCUGCAGACGCCCACCAACUACUUCCUGGUGUCUCUGGCGGCGGCCGACGUGGCCGUGGGGCUGUUCGCCAUCCCCUUUGCCAUCACCAUCAGCCUGGGCUUCUGCACUGACUUCCACAGCUGCCUCUUCCUCGCCUGCUUCGUGCUUGUGCUCACCCAGAGCUCCAUCUUCAGCCUCUUGGCCGUGGCUGUCGACAGGUACCUAGCCAUCCUCAUCCCGCUCAGGUACAAGAGUUUGGUCACUGGGACCCGAGCCAGAGGAGUUAUUGCUGUGCUCUGGGUCCUUGCCUUUGGCAUUGGCCUGACCCCAUUCCUGGGGUGGAACAGUAAGGACAGUGCCACCAACUGCACAGAGCCCUGGGAUGGAGCCACAAAUGAAAGCUGCUGCCUUGUCAGGUGUCUUUUUGAGAAUGUGGUCCCCAUGAGCUACAUGGUGUACUUCAAUUUCUUUGGGUGUGUCCUGCCCCCACUGCUCAUAAUGCUGGUGAUCUACCUCAAGAUCUUCAUGGUGGCCUGUAGGCAGCUGCAGCGCACGGAGCUGAUGGACCAUUCGAGGACCACCCUCCAGCGGGAGAUCCACGUAGCCAAGUCCCUGGCUACGAUCGUUGGGAUUUUUGCUCUGUGCUGGCUACCAGUACAUGCCAUCAACUGUUUCAAUCUAUUUCAGCCAGCGUGGGCUAAGGAUAAGCCUAAGUGGGCAAUGAACAUAGCCAUUCUCCUAUCACAUGCCAACUCGGUUGUCAAUCCCAUUGUCUAUGCCUACAGGAACCAAGACUUCCGCUACACUUUUCAUAAAAUCAUCUCUAGGUAUGUUUUCUGCCAGACAGAAGUCCUCAAGAGUGGGAAUGGGCAGGUGGGGGCAGAGCCUGCUCUCGAUGUGGGCCUAUGACUGAUGCUCUUUGAAAAGGCAUGAAUUUACAAUUAACAAAGGGACAGGACCUGACCAGCUGAUGGUCAUUGUGAAAGACAGCUACGCAUCACAAGCGUAAGGAUUGCCUCUUCUGGACAUCACCACACAUCUAGCUAAUAUGUACAUGUUAUCAGCAGGCUCCAAGGGUUGACACAUGUAUUUCUUGUUCUCUCUAGCUAUACUGUCUGGGCAAUGCUGAUGGCUUGAAUGGACUGUUAAUAGGCUAUUUUGCUUUGUUAAACAUUUGUUUUUCAUGGUAGAGAAUAAUUCAAACUAUUUUACUGUGAAACACUGUGAACUAUUAUAACACAAAUGUUUAACUUCAAGGCAAUGGAAAAAUAAAAGUUAACAUAAUAAAAAUAUAUGUACUUGUUCCCAGGAAAAUUAAAAGUAUAAUUCUUUAAGCUACAAACUGCUCUACUCAUUUAGGGAAAUGGUACUCUCUUAAAUUCUAAAGUAGAAUAUCAUCAGAUAACAAUUUUGAUAAUUUUUUUCCAUAUAUAGCUGACUACCCUAGAGGAUGAAACCAGGGAAAUUGGCUCCCUUUUCUGCCAGAUUCCAUGUCCCCCCUUCCAGAGC